Symphalangus syndactylus (siamang) is the source of this 5554-nucleotide messenger RNA. RefSeq names its product NLR family pyrin domain containing 1 (gene NLRP1). Gene Ontology annotation, biological process: regulation of apoptotic process; inflammatory response; innate immune response. The record is from RefSeq and is a predicted model, not a curated record. NCBI's taxonomy places the organism in Eukaryota, Metazoa, Chordata, Mammalia, Primates, Hylobatidae. Gene Ontology annotation, cellular component: canonical inflammasome complex. Gene Ontology annotation, molecular function: protein binding.
GCUAUUCUUGCUGGCUGGUGCCCCAGGGCCUGGAGAGGUCUGAAGAGACCUGGGAGCCAGCAGCCCUGGGCUCCGCUCUGGGUUCUGAAAGCGCAUUCCCUGCUCUGAGGCACCUCCCACCCCACCUCUUCUCAGCCUUGCAGCUCAAGGGUUGAUCUCAGGAGUCCAGGACCCAGGAGAGGGAAGAAUCUGAGGAACACAGAUCAGUGAGCGUUGCCCGCACCCCAUCCCUCGUCACCACAUCUCCCCUCACCCUCACCCUCCCUGCCUGGCCCUGGGCCCUUUCCCAGCACCUCCCUCUCAGCUGACUUCUUCCAGUGUCUCGCAGGCCCCUCUGGGCUCCUCCCUCCCCUGGCUUUUCCUGCCACUCUCCGUCUAUCGGCCUCUAUCUGCAGGUGCCCUGGGAUUUAUAAAACUGGGUUCUGAAUGCUGAAUAAGAGACGGUAAGAGCCAAGGCAAAGGACAGCACUGUUCUCUGCCUGCCUGAUACCCUCACCACCCGUGAACAUCCCCCAGAGACCCCCCUUAACUCCGGGACAGAGAUGGCUGGCGGAGCCUGGGGCCGCCUGGCCUGUUACUUGGAGUUCCUGAAGAAGGAGGAGCUGAAGGAGUUCCAGCUUCUGCUCGCCAAUAAAGCGCACUCCAGGAGCUCUUCGGGUGAGACACCCACUCAGCCAGAGAAGACGAGUGGCAUGGACGUGGCCUCGUACCUGGUGGCUCAGUAUGGGGAGCAGCGGGCCUGGGACCUAGCCCUCCAUACCUGGGAGCAGAUGGGGCUGAGGUCACUGUGCGCCCAAGCCCAGGAAGGGGCAGGCCACUCUCCCUCAUUCCCCUACAGCCCAAGUGAACCCCACCUGGGGUCUCCCAGCCAACCCACCUCCACCGCAGUGCUGAUGCCCUGGAUCCGUGAAUUGCCGGUGGGAUGCACCCAGGGCUCAGAGAGAAGGGUUUUGAGACAGCUGCCUGACACAUCUGGACGCCGCUGGAGAGAAAUCUCUUCCUCACUCCUCUACCAAGCUCUUCCAAGCUCCCCAGACCAUGAGUCUCCAAGCCAGGAGUCACCCAGCGCCCCCACAUCCACAGCAGUGCUGGGGAGCUGGGGAUCCCCACCUCAGCCCAGCCUAGCACCCAGAGAGCAAGAGGCUCCUGGGACCCAAUGGCCUCUAGAUGAAACGUCAGGAAAUUACUACACAGAAAUCAGAGAAAGAGAGAUAGAGAAAUCAGAGAAAGGCAGGCCCCCAUGGGCAGUGGCGGUAGGAACACCCCCAGAGGUGCACGCCAGCCUACAGCCCCACCGCCACCCAUGGGAGCCUUCUGGGAGAGAGAGCCUCUGUUCCACAUGGCCCUGGAAAAAUGAGGAUUUGAACCAAAAAUUCACACAGCUGCUACUGCUACAAAGACCUCACCCCAGAAGCCAAGAGCCCCUGGUCAAGGAAAGCUGGCCUCGUGAUGUGGAGGAGGAUCGAGGACAUUUAAUUGAGAUCAGAGACUUAUUUGGCCCAGGCCUGGAUACCCAAGAACCUCGCAUAGUCAUACUGCAGGGGGCUGCUGGAAUUGGGAAGUCAACACUGGCCAGGCAGGUGAGGGAAGCCUGGGGGAGAGGCCAGCUGUAUGGGGACCGCUUCCAGCAUGUCUUCUACUUCAGCUGCAGAGAGCUGGCCCAGUCCAAGGUGGUGAGUCUCGCUGAGCUCAUUGGAAAAGACUGCACAGCUGCUCAGGCUCCCAUUAGACAGAUCCUGUCUAGGCCAGAGCGGCUGCUCUUCAUCCUCGAUGGUGUAGAUGAGCCAGGGUGGGUCUUACAGGAGCCGAGUUCCGAGCUCUGUCUGCACUGGAGCCAGCCGCGGCCAGUGGAUGCACUGCUGGGCAGUUUGCUGGGGAAAACCAUACUUCCUGAGGCUUCGUUCCUGAUCACAGCUCGGACCACAGCUCUGCAGAAUCUCAUUCCUUCUUUGGAGCAGGCACGUUGGGUAGAGGUCCUGGGGUUCUCUGAGUCCAGCAGGAAGGAAUAUUUCUACAAAUAUUUCACAGAUGAAAGGCAAGCAAUUACAGCCUUUAGGUUGGUCAAAUCAAACAAAGAACUCUGGACCCUGUGUCUCGUGCCCUGGGUGUCCUGGCUGGCCUGCACUUGCCUGAUGCAGCAGAUAAAGCGGAAGGAAAAACUCACACUGACUUCCAAGACCACCACGACCCUCUGUCUGCGUUACCUUUCCCAGGCUCUCCAAGCUCAGCCAUUGGGACCCCAGCUCAGAGACCUCUGCUCUCUGGCUGCUGAAGGCAUCUGGCAAAAAAAGACCCUUUUCAGUCCAGAUGACCUCAGGAAGCAUGGGUUAGAUGUGGCCAUUAUCUCCACCCUCUUGAAGAUGGGUAUUCUUCAAGAGCACCCCAUCCCUCUCAGCUACAGCUUCAUUCACCUCUGUUUCCAGGAGUUCUUUGCAGCAAUGUCCUAUGCCUUGGAGGAUAAGAAGGGGAGAGGUAAACAUUCUAAUUGCAUCAUACAUUUGGAAAAGUUGCUAGAAGCAUAUGGAACACAUGGCCUGUUUGGGGCACCAACCACACGUUUCCUAUUGGGCCUGUUAAGUGAUGAGGGGGAGAGAGAGAUGAAGAACAUCUUUCACUGCCGGCUGUCUCAGGGGAGGAAACUGAUGCACUGGGUCCCGUCCCUGCAGCCGCUGCUGCAGCCACACUCUCUGGAGUUCCUCCACUGUUUGUACGAGACUCAGAACAAAACGUUCCUGACACAAGUGAUGGCCCAUUUCCAAGAAAUGGGCAUGUGUGUAGAAACAGACAUGGAGCUCCUAGUGUGCACUUUCUGCAUUAAAUUCAGCCCCCACGUGAAGAAGCUUCAACUGAUUGAGGGCAGACAGCACAGACCAGCAUGGAGCCCCACCAGGGUAGUCCUGUUCAGGUGGGCCCCAGUCACAGAUGCCUAUUGGCAGAUUCUCUUCUCCGUCCUCAAGGUCACCAGAAACCUAAAGGAGCUGGACCUAAGUGGAAACUCGCUGAGCCACUCUGCAGUGAAGAGUCUUUGUAAGACCCUGAGAUGCCCUCGCUGCCUCCUGGAGACCCUGUGGUUGGCUGGCUGUGGCCUCACAGCUCAGGACUGCAAGGACCUUGCCUCUGGGCUGAGAGCCAACCAGACCCUGACCGAGCUGGACCUGAGCUUCAAUGUGCUCAGGAAUGCUGGAGCCAAACACCUUUGCCAGACACUGAGAUGGCCGAGCUGCAAGCUACAGCGACUGCAGCUGGUCAGCUGUGGCCUCACGUCUGGCUGCUGCCAGGACCUGGCCUCGAUGCUCAGCACCAGCUCCAGCCUGAUGGAGCUAGACCUGCAGCAGAACAACCUGGGUGACGCUGGCAUGCGACUGCUCUGUAAGGGGCUCAGGCAUCCUGCCUGCCAACUCACAAGCCUGGGGAAACCAAGUGUGAUGAUCCCUAUUGAGAGCCUAGAUGCAGGAGAGACAAGUAAUAGCACGUCCUCACUCAAGCGGCAGAGACUCGGAUCAGAGACGGAGUCUUCCCACGUUGCUCAGGCUGAUCUCAAACCCCUGGACUGGAGCAAUCCUCCUGCCAAGGCCUCCCAAAGUGCUGUGAUUGCAGAGGGAAACGCCCCAGAGGUAGCACAGGUGGAACCCUUGUGCCUGCCUUCUCCUGCCUCUCAGGGCGACCUGCUUACGAAGGCUUUGGGGACUGACGAUGACUUCUGGGGCCCCACAGGGCCUGUGGCUACUGAGAUAGUUGACAAAGAAAGGAGCCUGUACCGAGUUCACUUCCCUGUGGCUGGCUCCUACCACUGGCCCAACACGGGUCUCUGCUUUGUAGUGAGAGAAGCGGUGACCAUUGAGAUUGAAUUCUGUGUGUGGGACCAGUUCCUGGGUGAGAUCAACCCACAGCACAGCUGGAUGGUGGCAGGGCCUCUGCUGAACAUCAAGGCUGAGCCUGGAGCCGUGGAAGCUGUGCACCUCCCUCACUUUGUGGCUCUCCAAGGGGGCCAUGUGGACACAUCCCUGUUCCAAGUGGCCCACUUUAAAGAGGAGGGGAUGCUCCUGGAGAAGCCAGCCAGGGUGGAGCUGCAUCACAUAGUUCUGGAAAACCCCAGCUUCUCCCCCUUGGGAGUCCUCCUGAAAAUGAUCCAUAAUGCCCUGCACUUCCUUCCCAUCACCUCCAUGGUGUUGCUUUACCACCGCCUCCAUCCUGAGGAAAUCACCUUCCACCUCUACCUGAUCCCAAGUGACUGCUCCAUUCGGAAGGCCAUAGAUGAUGAAGAAAUGAAAUUCCAGUUUGUGCGAAUCCACAAGCCACCCCCGCUGACCCCACUUUAUAUGGGCUGUCGUUACACUGUGUCGGGGUCUGGUUCUGGUUCAGGGAUGCUGGAAAUACUCCCCAAGGAACUGGAGCUCUGCUAUCGAAGCCCUGGAGAAGACCAGCUGUUCUCAGAGUUCUACGUUGGCCACUUGGGAUCAGGGAUCAGGCUGCAAUUGAAAGACAAGAAAGAUGAGACUCUGGUGUGGGAGGCCUUGGUGAAACCAGGAGAUCUCAUGCCUGCAACUACUCUGGUGCCUCCAGCCUGCAUAGGCUUACCUUCACCUCUGGAUGCCCCACGGUUGCUGCACUUCGUGGACCAGUAUCGAGAGCAACUGAUAGCCCGAGUGACAUCGGUGGAGGUUGUCUUGGACAAACUGCAUGGACAGGUGCUGAGCCAGGAGCAGUACGAGAGGGUGCUGGCUGAGGACACCAGGCCCAGCCAGAUGCGGAAGCUGUUCAGCUUGAGCCAGUCCUGGGACCGGAGGUGCAAAGAUGGACUCUACCAAGCCCUGAAGGAGACCCAUCCUCACCUCAUUAUGGAACUCUGGGAGAAGGGCAGCAAAAAGGGACUCCUGCCACUCAGCAGCUGAAGUAUGAACACCAGCCCUUGAGUCCUGGCUUUGCCUGACCCUUCUUUGGGUCUCAGUUUCUUUCUCUGCAAACAAGUUACCAUCUGAUUUGCCUUCCAGCACUAAAGUAAUGGAACUUUGAUGAUGCCUUUGCUGGGCAUUAUGUGUCCAUGCCAGGGAUGCCACAGGGGGCCCCAGUCCAGGUGGCCUAACAGCAUCUCAGGGAAUGUCCAUCUGGAGCUGGCAAGACCCUUGCAGACCUCAUAGAGCCUCAUCUGGUGGCCAUAGCAGCCAAGCCUAGAGACCUCCGGAUCCCAUCCAGACACAAAGAGGAAUAGGAGGGACACGGAACCGUUUGCCUCUGGCUGUGUCACAGGGUGAGCCCCAACAUUGGGGUUCAGCAUGGGAGGCCACGUGGAUUCUUGGCUUUGUACAGGAAGAUCUACAAGAGCAAGCCGACAGAGUAAAGUGGAAGGAAGUUUAUUCAGAAAAUAAAGGAGUAUUACAGCUCUUUUAGAAUUUGCCCAGCAGGCUUUCCAGUUUUUACCAGAAAACCCCUAUAAAUUAAAAUUUUUUUACUUAUAUUUUUAAAUUUAAGAAUUAAAAAAAUAUAAAAAUGAAAAUAAAGGAAUAAAAAGUUGCCUACUCCAUAGGCACAGCAGCCCCGAGUGGCUGCUGGUUGG